Messenger RNA from Plectropomus leopardus (leopard coralgrouper), 1355 nucleotides. NCBI's taxonomy places the organism in Eukaryota, Metazoa, Chordata, Actinopteri, Perciformes, Serranidae. The record is from RefSeq and is a predicted model, not a curated record.
GUAACCCAGCAGCAGCUCAGCACAUCCAUGAGGUGGUUCGUGAUACAGUCAGGGCACAGCGAGCUCUUCCCGACUUCGGCCGCUCACCGAUCUCCAGCCACAUUCAGCUUCAAGCCCAUCUCGCCUCAAAACGCUGCAGACCCAAAUACAGAGACGAGCCGGUGAAUGUGAGACCACUUGGUUCGCGUCCGUUACUGCACCCCAGUCACCCUGAAAUCCAGACAAGUCCAACUACGUGCUACCAAGACCCCCAAAAACCUGAAUCCACUUUGAGCUCUGAUGCACAUCUGAGUCCCAUCAGAUCCAGUCAGAGCUUCAAGUCUGAGACCGGCAGCUACAUGGAGAUGAACAGCGGGAGGCAAAACGAUGGCAGGAGACCUGCCAUGGUGACGGGGGACUACUGCGGGAUGGACGACUGGGAGCCAGCUGGGAAGCAGCAGUCGAGGUACAUGAUGAUGUCACCACAAGUGAGCCACAGCUCGCCUGUGCUGCCACAGGAUGAAUACAUGACCAUGGCGAGCCCACAGAAACACGAGUCAGCUCACUCUCCCCUUCAGACAUCAUUCAGCGGCUCCACUUCUGACAGCGACUCUCCUCUGCACCCACAACAUGGUCAGACCAGUGAACACAGCCACCCACACUGGCUGCUGAAAGUCCAACAGAGACAAACAGAUGCUGUCCAGUCACAGAGGAGCAUAAGCUGCUCCACCCGACCACAGGAUGAUGAGCGUCAGCAAAGCGUGAUGACGUCAGCUGAUCAGACACGACUCUCAGCUCAGACCGGGGCCACUUCGUCCCCUGUGAGGAGCGGUGAUGGGUCUGGCGUGAUGGCUCCAUUUGUCACAAGUGCACCAUCCUACAACAGGCCAGUCCAGGCUAGUUCAUACUCAGGUACAGGCCGCUCAAGUCGACUCCAGGCAGCGUCAGACCGAUCUGUAAGAAGAAACCGGCUGUUUUUGUGUCUGCCUUCGUGUUUGCAAGCCAAGAACAGGUCCUGAGUGUUUGUAAUAAUCAGUUGUUUUCUUUACAUCAAAAAUCUAAACAGGAGCUAGUUCUAUAAUUCUGUGCAGCAGGUCACGAAACGUAAAACUUGAAGCUGAUGAAAGAAUAAUUUGUUUUUUGAUUUGAAUAUUUCAGUGUGACUGUUGCUGCACUUGUUGCACAUGCAUGAAAACACAGGGGCUUUCAUUGAACGCAGCAUAUGUUUAAGAAAGUUAAAGUCAAAGUCUGCUGUUUGUCUGUGGAUGCACACAGUGUUUGCUCUCAGAUUGCCCCUUUUUGUCAAUUUAUGUUUGUUCUCUUUUGGAUAAAAACAAAGCCUUUGGUUAUGGUCUUAACCACACAGCACUUGAAGA